AUGCACGAGAGGCCGAGACGUCACGUGGAGUGCGUAACACUGGAUACUUCUCAAACGCCAUGCUCAUGCCCGCCGCCGGGAUCUCGAACCAGCCCGGUCAACUCAACAGCUCGCCAACCUCUCCCGACAUUAACCUUGUCCCCGCCUCUCCUACUCCCAAUUCCAACUAAUCAUGCACCCUUUUUGUUACCCCUCUCAUCAAUAGAGCCCCCUUCUUCGCUUUCCCGUACCUUUUCUAUUCUUCGAGGACGUCUCAUGCAUCUCUUCAACCCUCUCUCUCACUUCACUUCGCCUAUCCAAUGCAUCCUUUUUCUCGGACUACAUCUCCCCAACUUCCUUUUUCGGCACCUUCUUCCAACACACUGA
Messenger RNA from Puccinia graminis f. sp. tritici CRL 75-36-700-3, 366 nucleotides. RefSeq lists its product as uncharacterized. Lineage: Eukaryota; Fungi; Basidiomycota; Pucciniomycetes; Pucciniales; Pucciniaceae. The record is from RefSeq and is a predicted model, not a curated record. Bases 1 to 366 code for a protein of 121 amino acids. The transcript has a single exon.